AUGUUUGGUCGGAAACUGUUGCUGUUGCUUUGGAAGAACUGGAUCAUUCGUCUCCGACACCCAGUGUUGUUCAUUGUCGAAACCUUGGCAGUGGCGCUGUUUUUCGCGAUUUUGCUGUUCGUGAAGAUCCAGUUGUCGACGGGUUCUGCGACGAUUUUCGACGACAAUGCGACGAUUUUUGCUCCGCAAACGGAGAGUCAGGUCUUGGGUCCUUUUUUGAGGCCCAUACGGGGUUCGUUCCCGAUGUUUGGGCAACGGUACACGGUGAUGUUCGCUCCGAACGGGUCCCAGGAAGUGAGGGAAAUCAUGGCCGGGUUUUAUUCCAUGAUUGGCUCUCCGAACGGGUUGGUGCUGAAGGGGUUUCCGGACGAAAGAGCUUUACUGACAGCAGUUGACGAGCUUUCUUUGACCGAGGGACUGGCUUUGUUGAAAGGCGCCGUUGUGUUCAAUCCGUUUGCCAAUAAAAAUGGAUCUGAAUCCGGCCGAAGAAUCUCUUACAAAAUUCGUAUCAAAAGCUUCAGACCCGCGACGAAUCUCUUGUUCAUUCCUGUCACAAUCCCUGGACCUCGGAAACAAGAUACGGACUACAACUCGAAAUUUGUACCUUUCCAACACUUGAUUGAUGCGAGUAUUAUGCGAUGGACGUGCGGCAAAAAUCCUACUGGGAAAUGUUCGUCAAUUUCAUCGUCCAAUGCGUCGUUAUCGGGAUUCAUCGCAGGAGGAAAUUUGUACGGUGAUUUCAAAAUUCAGUUGCAGAGGUUUCCAUACCCAGCGUACUCCGAAGCUCUACAAGAUUUUCUGUCAUUUUUGUUUGGCCUCAUGCUGCCCAUGUUCACGGUGUUCGGGUAUCUGUUCUUGGUGCCCAUUAUUCACUUGGGAGUGGUGAAAGAAAAGCAGUCUGGUGUCAAGGAAUUGAUGAAGAUGAUGGGGAUGAGUCGCUUUCUCUACUGGACGAGUUGGCUUCUGAGCAAUUCUAUAUCUCUGAUCAUCCCUGUGGCAAUAGCCAUCAUCAUCUCAGUUGCUCCUUUGUCCAAAGACGGCGCCAUUUACAAAAACAGCAAUCCAUUGUUGAUUGCUGUCUUCUACAUUCUGUACACCUUGGCUUUCAUUGCAUUCGCUUUCUUCGUGACAACGUUUUUCGACAGACUGCUCAAAACGAUACCGGCUGGUGUUCUGCUGAUGCUGCUGACCUAUAUGGCUCCAACGUUUGCUCUGAAUCUCUGGAAUGUGAGUUCUGAAGGUGGUGGCACAAUUGGAAGAGGUGCAGCAUUUGGUCUCUGUUUAAUGCCCAACAUGGCGAUGGUUUACGGCGUGCGAAUAGCAUUUGCUUUCGAAGGCAGAGGUGGUGGCACAAUUGGAAGAGGUGCAGCAUUUGGUCUCUGUUUAAUGCCCAACAUGGCGAUGGUUUACGGCGUGCGAAUAGCAUUUGCUUUCGAAGGCAGAGGAAACGGAGUGCAGUUCACCAAUCUGAGCACAGCUCCAUUUUUAUGGGAUGGAAUGACCAUGUUGAGUGUCUAUUUCAUCCUGAUAUUCGAUGUGGUCAUUUAUAUGACUCUCACAUUGUACUUGGACACGGUGAAUCCCGGGAAAUACGGAGUUCGUGCUCCAUUACUUUUCCCGAUCAAGUUGUCGUAUUGGUUCCCGAAUCGACAAGAAACCGGCGAGAACGUGUCGUCAGCGAAACAAAGACUUUCUGCGUCGAUAGCCGCGAGGCAAGGGAAAUUCUUCGAGGACGAACCGUCUCAUUUGUCGUCGGGUAUUGAAGUGGUCGACUUGAUGAAAAUCUUCGGGACUCGCGAAAAAGGCCACGUUGCUGUCAAUCACUUGUACCUCAAAGCAUUCAAAGGGCAGAUAACGGCUUUGCUGGGUCACAAUGGAGCAGGAAAAACUACGACCAUGUCGAUAUUGACAGGUUUGUUUUCACCUACAUCCGGAACUGCUUUCAUUGAGGGAUUGGACAUCCGAACAAACAUGCAAAAAAUUAGAGAGCGCUUGGGUCUUUGCCCUCAGUACUCCAUGCUUUUUCCUGAAGUCAAGGUCAUGGAACACCUUCUACUUUUCGGUCAGCUGAAAGGAUUGAGCAAGUCUGCGGCACGUGCUGAAGGCGUUGAUCUGAUGCAACGCUUGAAUUUGACAGAGAAACAGAACGCCAUGUCUGCAAAUUUGUCUGGAGGACAGAAGAGGAAACUCUCGCUAGCUAUUGCCUUGAUUGGCGGAAGCGAAACUGUCAUUUUGGACGAACCCACCUCUGGAAUGGACCCGGAAGCGAGAAGGAACAUGUGGGAUUAUCUACAGGAACAAAAAGGAAAGAGAACAAUACUUUUAACAACACAUUUCAUGGAAGAAGCUGACGUGCUUGGAGACAGAAUUGCGAUCAUGGCGGAAGGCACUCUGCAGUGCAGUGGAACUCCGAUGUUUCUCAAGAAUCAAUACGGUACUGGCAUGACACUGAAUAUGCUGAAGCAAACAUCAGAAGACUGGGACACCGUCAAGUCAAUCAUUCGCUCCGAAAUGCCGUCGGCUACAUUGAAAUCCGAGUCGGAAAAUGAACUCGCGAUUAAACUGCCAAACAACGAAAGAUCCGCUUAUCCGAAGCUUUUGAAUGCUCUGGAAUCGCGGAGAGAUGAACUCGGUAUUCUCAGCUUCUCAAUCACUUCGACGACGAUGGAAGAAGUUUUUCUCCGGGUUGGGGAAGGAGCCGAAUAUGUGAAUUUCACGGACGAUGAACCAAUUCUGGAGGACAUGGAAGACCUGGAAGAUGCGCACUGGAAGACGCAGAAGAAGGUUAUGGCGAAACGCGGAAACAAGACUGAAAGUAUUGAGAGUUUGGCAUCGAAGAAAGGUCUGAAUGCUUCUAAGAACACUGGUUUUUCGCUGACGCUACAGCGAUUGAGAGCAGUCGUGACCAAAAAAAUGCUGUAUUCUACGAGGAAAUGGAGUUUAUUAAUUUCCCAGGUCGUGUUGCCAUUGCUGUGUUGCCUGGCAGCCCUCAUUAUCGACAAAACGUCAAACAGCUCCACUUCGGAUCCUUAUUCAUUGCCCAUGACACUGUCUCCAUAUGCCCCGAGCUCAGCCUUUGUCCGUGUCGACAGUGACUCGUCGGAAUUGGCAUUUCGGGCGUCGGAAAUGUAUGCCUCAUCAAUCCGGGACAAAUCGUAUUCCCCGAAGCCGAUAUCUUAUUUCCGGGUGCCAAGCAACGAAUCCAUGAUUGAUUACCUGCUUGGGAGAGGAGCUGCGAAUGCAGUGAGGUACAGGAUUGAGGACUUGAUUGCCGGCGAUUUCAUGAAAGAUGACGGAGUCAACGCGACAGCGAGUGUUGUUGUUGCCAAGGGCAUGUAUCAGACGAUCCCGUUGCACGCUGCUGGAAUUGCGGUGAAUGCUAUGAACAAUGCGUUGUUCAAGGUUAUUACUAAUAAUUCUGAGAAUGACAUCGAGGUGUUCAAUCAUCCACUGCCAAAAUCCUCAUUGGAAAAUGUUUUGGAGAACUUUGCGAUGCAGCAGUCGGCCAAUAGCUCCAGCAUGGGACCGUCUUUGUAUGCCAAUAUCGACUCUGACUUCAUAUAUAGUCUUGUUUGGGCCACUGGUGUCUUUUUGAUCGUUUGUGCAUUUGUAGUUUUUCCGAUCGAAGAACAAACCAGUGGCUCGAAGCAGCUGCAGCUCAUGACUGGCAUGAGAACAGAGAUUUAUUGGCUUGGACACAUGAUUGGUGACACUGCUGUGAUGACCGUCACCAUAAUUAUUAUGCUGAUCAUGUUUGCUGCUGUUAAUGCCAGUGGGAUUUUCCUCGCCAAUGGUAGCUCUGCUAUUGGUGCUUUGUUUGUUCUGCUAUUGUUCUAUGGAUUUGCCGCAAUGCCGUUUGCGUAUUUCCAUUCUUUUUGGUUCAAGACCCCGGGAACGGGAUUUGCCAUCCAUAUCAUGGAUAACUUGUUGUUGGGUUCGAUUUCAACUUGCAUUGUUGCCCUGCUGCAAUCAGCGGGAACGGACGAUUUGCGCAUGGGUGCGGUCGUACUGAAAUGGAUUUGCCGUUUCUUCCCUCCUUUCCCCUUCUGCCAUGCUGUUUUUCUGCUGAUUGAGCGAGCAUAUGCGAAUAACAAGUGCAGUUUCAUUCCGGAAACCGUCAAAAACGCCGUUUGUGAUCCAGGAAUUGCCGCUAGCAUUCCACAGUCUGUCAAGUCCUGUUGCGCUCAAUGUGGAAGCGUGGUAUUUGGGCCGUGUUUUCAGCCAGACAAUUUCUUGGCGUGGGAUGAACCCGGGAUUGGAGUGGAUAUUCUCAUGCUGUUCUUCUCCGGGUUGUUGUUUUACCUGGUCUUGUUCAUCCUGGAGAGUGGGAUCCUCAAGAGGAUCUUCCCGUCUCCGUAUCAACAAGUGGAAGAAAAUCUGACGACUGAUGUAGACGUUGCCAAGGAGAAUGAGAGAGUUUGGAGCAUCAUUCAUCAAAAAAAACUGGAUGAAGAUGCUCUUGUAGUUGGAAGCUUGAAAAAGGUUUUCAAAGAAUUGGUCGCAGUGGAUGAUCUUUCCCUGGGAGUUCAUCACGGGGAAUGCUUCGGCUUGUUGGGUGUCAAUGGAGCCGGAAAAACCACUACUUUUCGCAUGCUAACCGGUGCGGAAACUAAAACAUCCGGAAAAGCUUUUCUGAUGGGAUAUGAUCUUGACUCGCGAAGAUCUGAUUUUUUGCAGCGAACUGGCUAUUGUCCUCAAUUUGAUUCGCUUGUCGAUGUGAUGACGGGUGACGAAAUGCUGUACUUGUAUUCGAGACUCCGUGGAAUGCGAGAGCCUUUGAUUUCUGGUCACGUCAAGCAUCUCAUACAAAGACUUGGAUUGCAAAACUUUUGGUCGAAGACUUGUGGGAACUACAGUGGAGGUAACAAGCGAAAGCUGAGCACUGCCAUGGCCAUGGCUGCGGAUCCAUCAGUUUUAUUCCUUGAUGAGCCCACGUCGGGAGUGGAUCCCGUUUCGAGGAGACGGAUUUGGAAGGCUUUGAGUGCUGCGAUCGAUAAUGGCCAGUCAAUUGUUUUGACAUCCCACAGCAUGGAAGAAUGUGAGGCCUUGUGUCAUCGGCUCGGCAUUAUGGUCAAUGGAAGAUUCAGAUGUCUGGGGCCAGUGUCGUAUUUGAAGCAGAAAUUCUGCCAAGGCUAUUCUAUCCUCAUUAAACUGGAUCCCAAGUAUGGUGAUGACGGCGAAUCAUUCCAGAAAUUGAAAGAAUUCAUCGAAACAUCAAUUCGAAGCAGCUCUCUGAGGGACCAUCACGAGGGACUGAUACAGUAUUACAUAAGCGAUCCAGAUACGAAAUGGGACCUCAUAUUCAGAACCAUGGAGUUGGCGAAAGAGACGUGGACCUUGUUUCUCGAGGACUACAGUGUUGGCGAGACGACGCUUGAGCAAAUAUUCCUGACUUUCGCCAGGGAUCAAAUCAAUGAUCCUGCUCGAUAUAAAGAUCACGACGUGAUUGGCAGGAAUUGCAAACAAACCGUUGGGCAUUUGGCGAAGACCGUGAUAUAUACGGAAAAAUGGAAGCUGGUUCCUGGAUUCUUGAGAGUCAAAGGACUGGUUCGACAACACAUCGAUUCCUUCAAUUAUUUCAUCAAUGUUGGAAUCAAGAAGAUCGUCAAGGCAAAUGAGUUGAUUACAUCAGACGUUGAUCCCUCCUUCUAUGUGAAAUAUCUGGACGUCCAAGUGGGAACUCCAGAUGUUGAAGAAGGCUUCAACAUUAGUCGCCCUACAACCCCACAUGAGUGCCGCCUUCGCGACCUGACAUAUUCAGCUCCGAUUACGGUAGAUGUAGAAUACACGAAAGGCUCUGCCAGAGUCUUGAGGAGAGGGGUUCUUAUCGGUAGAAUGCCAUUAAUGCUCAGGAGUUCCAACUGCGUCCUAUCUUCUGCGUCUACCCGUGGAGAGUUUGAAGCGAUGAGCGAAUGCCCUCAUGAUCCAGGCGGAUAUUUUAUCGUUCGGGGUACUGAAAAAGCUAUUUUAAUUCAGGAGCAAAUGAUGUGGAACAGGAUCAUCAUCGAUAAGGAUCCAGUGAAAGGAACCUACAUCUGCCACGUGAUGUCAUCGUCGAACCUCAUGCGUUCCAGGGCAGCGGUUGUUUACGCAAAGAAAAAACUCCUUGUACGUCAUAAUGGUCUUUCGGACGAUGUUCCCGCAAGCGUUGUAUUCAAGGCACUCGGGAUGGAAACGGACCAGGAAUUCGUUCAAAUGAUCGGGACCGAAGAGGCAGUUAUUUCUCUUCUCAUGCCAACCGUCGAUGAAAGCCGCAGACUUGGAAUAACCACACAAGCUCAAGCAUUGAACUAUAUCGGGAAGAAAGUUCGACUGAAGAGAUUUGUUUCCCCUGGACUGCCCUCAAGCUUCGCAGCUACAAAGAGGACGAAGUUGCCUGCUGACGAAGCUCGACAUUUUUUGUCCACUAAUUUCUUGCCUCAUGUCCGCGAUCUCACUACCAUUCUUGAAGAUAGUCCGGAAGUGAGGAUGUUCGUUAGUGGAGGUAAAUUCGUGUGUCGUCAAAAAGCGAUGUACAUGGCGAUCAUGAUCAGAAGAGUGAUAAUGUGCACGUUGGACGAGUCGAUGCUGGGGAAAGACGACCGAGAUUACUACGGAAACAAACGCAUGGAAUUGGGAGGCUCUUUGAUGGCAUUGAUGUUUGAGGAUCUUUUCAAAAAAUUGAACACUGAACUGAAGGCAACUGCGGAGAGAAAUAUUCCGAAGAUCAAAGCAGCUCAAUUCGAUGUAUUGAUGUACAUCCGCCCAAACAUAGAGAUAUCCUUGCAGGGUAAUUGGAUAAUCAAACGCUUUAAAAUGGAGAGGCACGGUGUGACACAAGUUCUUUCAAGAUUGUCCUACAUCUCUGCUCUUGGAAUGAUGACGAGAGUGAAUUCUCAGUUCGAAAAAUCUCGAAAAGUUUCUGGUCCACGUUCACUGCAGCCAUCUCAGUGGGGCAUGCUUUGUCCAUCAGAUACGCCGGAAGGAGAGGCGUGUGGGUUGGUGAAGAAUCUUGCGUUACUAACGCAUAUUACGACUGAAGUGGACGAUGGUCCAAUCAUUCGCCUCGUGCUCAACAUUGGAGUAGAAGACGUAAACCUGCUGAGUGGAGAAGAAUUUUCGUACCCGAAAUCAUACCUCGUUUUCGUUAAUGGAAAUAUAAUCGGUGUUAUAUCGGACCCUGGUCGACUCUUGAGGAACUUCCGGCUAGUUAGACGAAGGGGUUUGGUUGAUGGAUACGUUUCCAUCUACCCUUUUCACAAACACAAGUCAAUUUACAUAAGCACGGAUGGUGGACGAUUGUGCAGACCGUAUAUCAUAGUCGAAAAUGGCAGACCUUUCUUGCAAGAUACCGAUCUCGAAAAACUGGAGAGAGGACUGAAGACUUUCGAGGAUUUCGUAAACGAUGGUCUGAUCGAGUUUCUGGACGUAAACGAAGAAAACGACUCGUUGAUAGCGACGUACGAAGAUGAAAUCACUCGGGAAACGACUCACCUGGAGAUCGAACCGUUCACCCUGCUCGGAGUUUGCGCGGGACUUGUUCCAUAUCCCCAUCAUAACCAAAGCCCGAGGAACACUUACCAAUGCGCCAUGGGAAAGCAAGCCAUGGGUACGAUUGCAUUGAACAUGAGAUCCAGGAUAGACACUCUCAUGUACGGUUUGGUUUACCCGCAUCGGCCGAUUGUGAAAACCCGAACAAUCGAGUUGAUCAAUUUUGAAGAACUGCCUGCGGGUCAGAAUGCCAUUGUUGCUGUGAUGUCCUACUCGGGUUACGAUAUUGAAGAUGCUCUCGUGCUGAACAAAGCGUCUCUUGAUCGAGCUGUGCGCGGGUAUGGCGGGGAUUUCGUGCCAGGACUAUUGUCGCGCGGGGCUUUCGUGUCCCGGGCUUUCGUUGCGCGGGGACCCCCUUACAAACCCAUGAGCCUCAUGACUUUCCAGACUUGA
Messenger RNA from Notodromas monacha, 7923 nucleotides. The record is from the annotation of a GenBank genome assembly. NCBI's taxonomy places the organism in Eukaryota, Metazoa, Arthropoda, Ostracoda, Podocopida, Cyprididae.